AUGUCCUCCAGCUACGCCUCCAGUGGGCUGCCGGAGACGGCCGCGGCCACCAACGGCGUGGGGCUAGGCUACGGAAUCGCCAUCGCCGUCGGCAUCCUGGUGCUGGUCUCCAGCAUCAUGCUCGCCUCCUACGUCUGCGUCCGCGUGAAGGGAGGGGAGCCACGGCGGGAGGACGAGCUCCGGCUGCCGCCGUCGGCCGUCCCCUCCGCCGCCGCCGGCCUGGAUGGCGCCACCAUCGAGUCCUACCCGAAGUUCGUCUACGGGGGCCGUCACCGCGGGGCGCAACCCACGCCGGCGGGCAGCCCCUGCCCGAUAUGCCUGUCGGAGUACCGCUCCGGCGACGCCCUCCGGCGAAUCCCCGACUGCGAGCACUGCUUCCACGCUGCCUGCGUCGACGAGUGGCUGCGCGUGAGCGCCACCUGCCCCGUCUGCCGCAAUUCCCCCGUGCCUUCCGCCGCCGCCACCCCGCUGGCCACCCCGCUCUCGGAGCUCAUCCCACUGGCCGUCCACGCCAGGUGGCAGCCGGCGAGCUCGCUGUAA
Messenger RNA from Spirodela intermedia, 540 nucleotides. The record is from the annotation of a GenBank genome assembly. NCBI's taxonomy places the organism in Eukaryota, Viridiplantae, Streptophyta, Magnoliopsida, Alismatales, Araceae.